Molecule: messenger RNA, 1464 nt
Organism: Auanema sp. JU1783
Lineage: Eukaryota; Metazoa; Nematoda; Chromadorea; Rhabditida; Rhabditidae
Source: the annotation of a GenBank genome assembly
AUGGAAGGAGACAUGAAGCAGAUGAAGAUGUGCCAAAUGAUUGCAAUUAGAAUAAACGAAUUAGGUGACGGCGGCUGGGACGUAUUCGCGCGAUUCUACAAGGAUUUUUAUGAAACCUCUACGAAGAAUCUUAUAGGUAAUCUGAGAAAGGAAAGAAACAACGAAGUGACUAGACUUAAGUAUCAAACCGGAUUUGGAAAUGAAUUUGCCUCAGCCGAUGAACGUGUGCCCGAUGCCUUACCAGUCGGACGCAACUCUCCUCAGAAAUGCCCUCAUGGCCUCUAUGCUGAGCAACUAAGUGGAACAGCUUUCACAGCUCCACGCGUAUCCAACCAACGCAGUUGGCUUUAUCGUAUUCGACCAUCUGUUGUUCAUCGUCCAUUUUCACGUGUGCAGUAUGGUAGUUUUACAAACACUUUCUCGAACUGUUUGCCAAAUCCAAAUCAGUUCCGUUGGCAUCCUCAUACCCUCCCCACAUCUGAGAAUGUCGAUUUCGUAGACGGACUCUACACAGUAUGCGGUGGAGGUGAUGUUAUUUCACGCAGUGGAUUAUCAGUUCAUCUUUAUGCUUGUAAUUCUUCGAUGAACUCCCGUGCAUUCUACAAUGCUGAUGGAGAUUUCCUAAUUGUUCCUCAACAAGGAUCUCUUGAAGUUACAACUGAAUUUGGACGUCUGCUCGUUGAGCCACAGCAGAUCAUAGUUAUUCCUCAAGGAAUCCGGUUCUCUAUAGGAGUCAAAGGACCUUCUCGUGGAUAUGUUUUAGAAGUAUAUGGAACACACUUCCAAUUACCAGAUUUGGGCCCCAUCGGAGCUAAUGGCCUAGCUAAUCCACGUGAUUUUGAAACUCCCGUUGCAUGGUUCGAAGAUGUUGACAAGCCAUUCACCAUAAUCAGCAAAUAUCAGGGAGCGUUCUUCCAAGCUGAACAGGACCACUCUCCAUUCGACGUUGUUGCAUGGCACGGAAACUAUGUUCCUUUCCGUUACGAUUUGCGGCAUUUCAAUGUCAUUAACACAGUUUCCUUCGAUCAUUGUGAUCCUUCGAUUUUCACUGUUCUGACAGCUCCUUCUGUGAAGCAUGGCACAGCCAUAGCUGAUUUUGUCAUUUUCCCACCAAGAUGGGGUGUAGCUGAUAACACUUUCCGUCCACCUUACUAUCAUAGAAAUUGUAUGUCUGAGUACAUGGGAUUAAUUUCUGGAGUGUAUGAGGCUAAAGAAGGAGGAUUCCGUCCAGGAGGAGGAUCGCUCCACUCUAUCAUGACCCCUCAUGGUCCUGACUACACAUGUUUCGAGAAAGCCUCUAACGAUGAAUUGAAACCUGCUCGUGUUGCUGAUGGAACAAUGUCGUUUAUGUUUGAAAGUUCUCUAAAUAUGGCAAUUACUAACUGGGCUCAAAUCGAAAACGUUGAUGAGAAUUAUUAUAAGGAUUGGCAGCCAUUGAAGAAGCACUUCACUCUUUCGAAAUAA